This is a messenger RNA of Somion occarium, 2076 nucleotides long. Lineage: Eukaryota; Fungi; Basidiomycota; Agaricomycetes; Polyporales; Cerrenaceae. The record is from the annotation of a GenBank genome assembly.
GUGCGGCAAAGUCCGGUGUAUGCGGUGUGUCAAACAAGGUAUGGUAUUGUAGCUUGUGCUUCACAUUGAUAGCAGUGACGCUGCAUCGACGAACGUGCGAGGGAAGCCCUGCACCCCCGCAGUCUCAUCUCCAUCCCACAUCCAUGCUCGUCUGAUCUACUACUAUACCAUACCCCGGCCUCGUUCUGGGCUGUACUUGACUCUGUCCUUGUUCAACAUUGUUGCGCUGUCACUCUCCGAGCUAUGCGCACAACCGCGGUGUCAUUACUUUUUCUGCUAGUACAGUUUCAAGAUGUAUUCGCGGCUCCAACUCAGGUUCCCUUCGAUUCGGAUUUGGUAGCGAAGCGUCCACCACGGAAGCUACGAGGUCGUUUCCUUCACUUGACAGACAUGCAUCCCGACCCCUACUACCGCGUCGGUACGUCCGAGAAGUCGGCUUGUCAUCGGAGGAAACCUAAGAAGGCGAAACCACGCGCCGGAGAACAUGGGAUCCCUUUCGGUGACUGCGACUCACCAUUCUCACUCACGAAUCACACUUUGGACUUUAUUGACAAGAAAUGGAGCGAGGAAGUAGACUUUGUUAUUUGGACAGGAGACAGCGCCAGACAUGACAACGAUCGCAAGUUGCCCCGGACAACCAAGGAGAUCUACGAGUUGAAUAGGGCCAUGGCUCGGAAAAUGGAGGACGUCUUCUUAAGCAAGGGCGUUCCCGUCAUUCCGACUAUAGGCAACAACGAUGUAUGGCCACAUAACAUCAUGCUACCAGGUCCGAAUGACAUAACAUUUCAAUACUCAGUGAUUUGGAGGUCCUUUAUACCAUUCCCAUCCUUCCAAGUCUUUCAGAGGGGCGGAUACUUCUCUGUCGACGUAAUCCCGGGAUCGGUGGCGGCGAUUAGCUUGAACACCAUGUAUUUCUACACGUCUAACAAAGCUGUGGGAGGAUGUGAGGUCAAUGAUCCCCAGGACCCCGGAAACCUUCAGUUUGACUGGCUCGAAGUUCAGUUGCAAACCUUCCGAAGCAGAGGAAUGCAGGUGUGGAUAGCAGGUCAUGUUCCCCCUUCCGCCCGCAACUACUACCCGGAAUGCCAUGUUCGAUAUGUCGAGUUGUCGCUGCGAUACCAAGAUACGAUUUUGGGGCAUCUCUUCGGGCAUAUGAAUGUCGAUCAUUUCUUUUUUCUAGAUGCUCAAGAAGUGACUCAUAAUGGACAAGCUCGAUCAUCUGACGCCCUAGAAGAGGACGAGCAGGAUGUCAAGAAGAAACACAAGGAUUUAUACGGCUCUUUGCUCAAGAACUUCAACCAUGUGAGCAAGGUUUCGAACAUUGACCAUGACAACUACGCUGUUGUCAAUGUCGCGCCUUCAGUCGUCCCGAACCCGUACCUGCCUUCCUUCCGAAUCUUCUCGUACAAUAUUUCUGGAUCACCCUACGUUCCAGGCGAUCUCGGUGUCAUUGUGGAUGGAAGAGGGCCAAGAGGCUCCAAUGCGCCACGUCCUGAUUGUCUAGACGACCUUGCACGUCAAAACGCGACAUUCGAGAAGGAGUGUCAUCCAUCCGGACACUGGAAUUCCAGUCCGAACUCACCUUCGCGAAGGAACGGCUUAUGGUCACCUCUUGGGUUUGCGCAGUACUACAUGCCGGACCUGAACGCCACGACUAACAAACGAAAACGACCACCAAAGUACAAACUUGAGUACCUGACGUUCCACCCCUCGUUGCUGCAUCCUCCUUCAGAGGGGGCUCGGAGUGGAUUCCAUUAUCCCCUUCCGCUUCGAAACCUUCCUCGGUCACUCAGGAACAGUACUGUGACAAAAAGCAAGUAUGCGCCGUAUGGAAUGCACGAUCUGACAAUACCUUCGUGGCUGAAACUGGCGCGGCGAUUGGGGAAGGCGAAACACAAGAAACUCCGAGCACGCUUUCGGAGGUACAUGUAUAUGGGGGCAGAUGAGGAGCGGUAGGGGUAAUUGUAGGGUUGCUGAAACUGCAGAGGGGCAUUUGCGGUACUAGGUAGUGUAGAUAUGUGAGAACGGCCGGCUAACGGAUCAAGAAUGAUGAUGAUGAGGCCUGUGUGAUUUAUG